Molecule: messenger RNA, 861 nt
Organism: Bombus impatiens (common eastern bumble bee)
Lineage: Eukaryota; Metazoa; Arthropoda; Insecta; Hymenoptera; Apidae
Gene: Srp14
Product: signal recognition particle 14 kDa protein
Exons: 5
Coding region: 321-647 (108 amino acids)
Biological process (GO): SRP-dependent cotranslational protein targeting to membrane
Cellular component (GO): signal recognition particle, endoplasmic reticulum targeting
Molecular function (GO): endoplasmic reticulum signal sequence receptor activity; 7S RNA binding
Source: RefSeq, a predicted model, not a curated record
UAUAAAUUUGUACAUGUAUACUGGUAUUAUUCAUUUUACCGAAAUAUUUCUAAUAAUUUUCAUUCACGUAAAAACAAAUUUUUAUAAAUACCAAAAUCUUGACUCAAGAAAAGUUCAAUUUCUACAGAUUAAAGACCAUACAUUUAAUUGUGCAAAGUUAGGGGCAUUUCGUCGUUAACAUGUAAAUUCUCCAUUAUAUUAAGUUUGUUAUAUCAUUGUCGUUGUCGUUUUGGCAGACCGAAUGAUCGAAUACUGACAGCAUAAACGUGUUACAUUACUACAUUUGAUAAACCUUAAAAACAUAUUUUGAAAUUACCAAAAUGGUUCUACUAGAAAAUGAUACGUUUUUAGUGGAAUUAAUACGACUUUUCGAUAAAUGUCGAUUUUCUGGUUCUAUAGUAUUUACUAUUAAAAGAUUUAAUGGACACAACAAACCAGUGCCAAGAAAAGGCAAGCCUGCGUUACCAACACCAGCUGAAUUUCUUUGUUUAAUAAGAGCUACAUGCAGAUCCAAAAAGAUUUCUACUGUUGUACAUAUUAAGGACAUAAAUAAGUUCCAUCAAGCAUAUUGGAAUUCAUUAAAGUCAAGUAUCAAUGGCCUUAAGAAACUAAAAAAGGUUAAAUCUGCAAAACCUAAAGUUCAUUAAUAUUGUGAUAAUUCAGUGUUUGAUAUUUACUUAUUAUAUGUGUUAUUAAAAUUUUUUGUAUAACACAAAACAUAUUUUCCCUAAUGUAUAAUGCAAUACUGCCUAAGAAAUAAAUCACAAUGUAAUAAUUUACAACAUAAAAAUACGUGUCAAUACAAAUACAUUGUUGAAUUUUUGUAUGUAAAUAUAUAUAAAAUAUAAUUAUUGUCAACGC